CUUUCAAGAUUGGGCAGCCCAAGAAACAGAUCAUCCCUAAAACAGUGGAGAGAGACUUUGAAAGGGAGUAUGGAAAACUCCAACAGCUGGAAGACCAGACAAAGAGGCUACAGAAGGAUAUGAAGAAGAGUGCAGAUGCUGACCUGGCCAUGUCAAAAUCUGCCAUGAAAAUAUCCUCGGACUUACUCUCCAAUCCCCUCUGUGAGCAAGACCAGGAAUUCUUGAACAUGGUGACGGCCCUGGACACAGCCAUGAAGCGGAUGGAUGCCUUCAACCAGGAAAAGGUAAACCAGAUCCAAAAGACCGUGAUUGAACCCUUAAAAAAGUUUGGAAGUGUCUUCCCAAGCCUCAACAUGGCAGUGAAACGGCGGGAACAGGCUCUCCAGGACUAUAGGAGAUUGCAGGCCAAAGUGGAGAAGUAUGAGGAAAAGGAGAAGACAGGACCAGUGCUGGCUAAACUGCACCAGGCUCGGGAAGAGCUUCGGCCCGUGCGGGAUGACUUCGAAGCCAAAAACAAGCAGCUGUUGGACGAGAUGCCACGGUUCUACAGCAGCCGACUCACCUACUUCCAGCCUAGUUUUGAGUCCCUGAUCCGAGCCCAGGUUGUAUACUACUCAGAAAUGCAGACAAUCUUUGGAGACCUGACCCAGCAGCUUGACCAGCCAGGCCACAGCGAUGAGCAACGGGAGCGGGAAAAUGAGGCCAGACUGAGCGAGCUCAGAGCCCUCUCUAUUGUGGCUGAUGACUGA
Messenger RNA from Elephantulus edwardii (Cape elephant shrew), 749 nucleotides. It is a transcript of the gene BIN3, whose product is annotated as bridging integrator 3. Lineage: Eukaryota; Metazoa; Chordata; Mammalia; Macroscelidea; Macroscelididae. Gene Ontology annotation, molecular function: lipid binding; protein binding. The record is from RefSeq and is a predicted model, not a curated record. Gene Ontology annotation, biological process: endocytosis; actin cortical patch localization; plasma membrane tubulation. Gene Ontology annotation, cellular component: actin cortical patch; cytoplasm. Bases 120 to 749 code for a protein of 209 amino acids. The transcript has 8 exons.